Molecule: messenger RNA, 1000 nt
Organism: Coffea arabica (coffee)
Lineage: Eukaryota; Viridiplantae; Streptophyta; Magnoliopsida; Gentianales; Rubiaceae
Product: early nodulin-like protein 4
Cellular component (GO): plasma membrane
Molecular function (GO): electron transfer activity
Source: RefSeq, a predicted model, not a curated record
CUCCAGUCUUCAGUCUUUAGCCAUCUUUCUCUCUCUCUUUUUUGGCUAGUGCAAAAUACUCGUUUCCAUUGCCAACUUGAUCAUAUUCCAUAGAUCACUACUAAAAGAAACUUAGAUAUUUCUCAAAUUUCCAAUAAAUCUAUCCCUCUAAAACUUAUGGAAUUUGGUCAACGAAUAGCCUUCACCAUUUUCUUGGUGACUUUUCUAGGAUUUUUUCUCUCCAUAUCUCAAUCUUACACCUUCUAUGUUGGUGGCAGGGAGGGUUGGGUCUUAAAACCCAAAGAAGAUUACAAUCAGUGGGCAGGAAGAAAUCGAUUUCAGAUUAAUGACACCCUCAUUUUUAGAUACAAGAAAGGCUAUGAUGAUGUUCUGGAAGUAGAUAAAGAUGAUUACUACAACUGUAACAAGGAAAACCCCUUUUUAGCUCUCAAAGAUGGGGAAUCAGUGUUCAAGUUUAACAGGUCCGGUCCAUUCUUUUUCAUUAGUGGUUAUGCAGAUAAUUGCCAGAAGGGUCAGAGGCUUAUCAUUGUCGUGUUGCAUCCAAGAGGUAAUCCUACCAAUGCUCCAUCACCAGUUGCGGCCAAUCCUCCCUCUCCUUCUCCUUCUCCUUCUCCCUCUCCAUCUCCAGCUCCAAUUUUCGCCCUGACUUCUUCACCAGUUAAGCCUAACACUCCUCCUCCUGCAGCCGCGAGUCCCCCUUCGCCAGUGAUCGUUCAGCCCUUUGCUCCUGCACCGUCUCCAUCUGCCGCAUUAACUACUUUUGGUGGCUCAAUUGGUUCUUUGUUGGGAAUAAGCCUCUUCUUGGCCAUAUUUGCUUUUGGCUACUGAUUUCGCGUAGAUCAUCUGCAUCUUGUAUUGCAGAAAAGUAGAUUAUUUGUAAUUUAUUACGAUUAUUGUCCAUUUUAAGUUGUUUUUAGGCUAUUUCUAUUCCUAUAUGACAUUAGUGUUAUUGUGUUCUUUCAUCUAUAUAUGUGAAAAUGUAAUUAAUUCCUCUAUUUAC